AUGGCCUUCCUCUUCAAAAGCAGGAAGAACGCGCCGCCCGCCGCAGGCGGCUUACCCCCUGCCAGUCGAAACAUCCAUACCUCCGACGGCACUCCCACUUCUGCUUCUUCAGCGCCCAACGGCGGUUCCAUAGACAGCACAGGCGAGAGAUCGACACAGUCGCCGCCUCCUAAUGCUAAUCCCACUUCCAAUCCCAACGGCUCCAUGAGUUCCAUGAACUCGACCUUGGCCGCGGGACCCGCCUAUCCGCGCCGGGAAAGAUCAGAAUCAGAAUCUGGAGCACGACCAUCGACGGCUUCGUCACAGCCGACUCAAGUCCCCAACGCCGCCCUUUAUCCCUGGUCGCAGCGGCGGUUGAAUUUCCCUACUCCACAAUCCAAUCCUUUUCCUCGCUAUGGCGCGGCUGUGAAUGCAAUUGCCUCAAAAGAUGGGGAUAUUUAUAUUAUGGGUGGCCUCAUCAACGGUUCCAUGGUCCGGGGCGACUUGUGGAUGGUCGAGUCAGGCGGUGGUAAUCUCUCCUGUUACCCCAUCGCAACAGUGUCCGAAGGACCCGGCCCCCGCGUUGGUCACGCAAGUUUGCUUGUUGGCAAUGCUUUCAUUGUAUUUGGCGGUGAUACGAAGAUGGAUGAUAACGACGUGCUUGAUGACACUUUGUACCUGCUUAAUACCUCUUCUCGACAAUGGUCCCGGGCAUCGCCUCCGGGUCCACGACCAUCUGGACGGUAUGGCCAUACCCUCAAUAUCCUGGGCUCCAAGAUAUACAUUUUUGGGGGCCAGGUCGAGGGUUAUUUCUUCAACGAUUUAAUAGCUUUCGACCUGAACGCCUUACAAAACCCGCAAAAUCAGUGGGAGUUUCUGUUGCAGAACACGGGCGACGACGUUGUUGGCCCGAAUGCGAAAGUGCCUGCUGCAAGAACGAACCACACGAUUAUCAGCUAUAAUGACCAGCUAUUCCUAUUUGGAGGCACCAAUGGCACGCAGUGGUUCAAUGAUGUCUGGACAUACAGUCCUGUCACCAACGUUUGGACACAGCAAGACUGCAUAGGAUAUAUUCCUGCUCCCCGUGAAGGCCAUUCCGCGGCCUUGGUCAACGACGUCAUGUACAUCUUUGGCGGCAGGACUGAAGAAGGUACAGAUCUUGGUGAUCUAGCGGCCUUCCGCAUCUCAUCAAAGCGUUGGUACACUUUCCAAAACAUGGGCCCGUCGCCGUCACCGAGGUCUGGUCACAGUAUGACGGCGUACCGCGACAAAAUCAUCGUUCUUGCUGGGGAGCCCAGUUCCGCGCCUCGGGAUCCUGCAGAGCUCAGUAUGGUUUACGUACUAGACACCGCAAAGAUUAGAUAUCCAAAUGAUGCACCAGCCACCGGCCAACCUGCAGGAUCGGCGCAGCCCAGCAGUCCAACCCGACGACCAAGCACAGAGGCCAGGUCUGCAAUGCCCAUCCGCUCAACAUCUCGAGAAGGGGCAAGGAGCCAGAAUGCAGCUCGCGAACAGUUCUCCGGCGGUCCGGUCCAACGGCCAGACCCUGCCACACAAAAUGGUUCACAGUCGCGACUACCGCGAGCAUCCAUAGGACAGGCGCCUGCUGGACCUCCGCCCCAGGGACAAGCGCCAACGCCACGUACGAAUGGUGUCCAUUCCCCUCCCAAUGCGCCUAACGAGCCAAAAGCCAGAUACAAUGGUCCUCCACUCGACACCAGAGGUGCAGUCGCCAGUCCGAAUGGAGUCCGAACUGCGCCUCCAGACGGGGUAAUACAACCGCCGGCAGUGAGAGAUGUUCAGAAAGAGAAUAUCAGACCUAGCCGCGAAGGCAGCCCAAGCACGUAUGGCCGUAGGACUCCAACUCAACGGACAGAGUCGAAGGCAAAAGCUAUGGAAGCAGGUGAAGCGGCUCCUCUCAUGGGCAGCGGGGUUGCUAGACAACGAUCACUACGAUCCCAAAGAGCCCAGAGUUCCAUCGAUAGCACCGAGGACGGAGUUCUGGGACGCUCGUCAUCCGGCAGACAUCAUGCGGAACCACAAGGUGAUAAUCGCAGCUUACGUAGCAUGCCAGGUGAUGAGCCCAAAUCUCCCAGGAUGAAUGCUCAUCAAGAGGCUCUGCUAAAAGAGCUCGAAACUGCGAAAAGGACAAACGCCUGGUAUGCCUCAGAACUGGCUCUUGCUCGAAAGCAAGGUUAUCACACCGGCACUUCCUCCAGUCCUACUUUCGACGAUCGCACUGUCAGCCAAGUUGCAGAUGACGAUCGGCCGCUAAUGGAAGCCUUUAUGACGAUGAGGGCAGAGAUUAUCAAGAUGCAAGAAGCAAUGGAGACACAAGCCUCAUCAAUGGCAAGGCGGAUUGCUGAGGUUGAACAUCAGCGUGAUGCCGCCAUUACAGAAGCUGCAUACGCAAGAGCUAAGCUUGCAGCUCAUGGCGGUAGCCAGCGCAGCACGCCUCAGCCUGAUGCGAUGCGCGAACCCGAUGAGCAGGAACGUUUCACUGAUCUUACACGCCGUCUUGCAUUGGCUCUCGCUGCACAGUCCGAGCACAAAGCCAAGCUUGAUUCUUUGAACAACGAUCUUGCUUCCGAAAGAAAAGCUCGAGAAUUAGCAGAGGAGUCUAUGGACGCUCUGCAGCGCCGUUAUGAUGAGCUGAGCAAGAAUCGAAACCCGGCUGAACUCGAAGGUCUCCGCGCGGAACUGCACGAAGCUCAGAGCUUGGCUCGGGCCGAGGCAGGCCGCAGAGCUGAAGUUGAAGAAGAGUUGCGGACGCUGCGGGUUGAUCACGACAGCUUGGCGAAGACGCACGAGGACACGUCCUCUCGGCUGGCGAGCCAUACUUCUUCGUUGGCUGCUUUGGAAGCCGCCGUCGCUGCAUCAACGAGCAAAGCAAGCCUAUACGAACGGCAGAUUGAGGAAGAGCGCGGGCAAAGAGAAGUCGCUGAGAGAAAGCUAUCCCAGCUAAGAGCCGAGCAUGAAGACAGAACCACGGAACUAGAAACCGUCACGAAACGCCUGCAUGAUGCCGAAGAACUGGCCGAGACUCAUGCCAGAGAAGCCUCGACUCAUCGCGAGGCUCUGCUCGCCGGCCUGGCCAAGCUGUCAUCUUCCGAUUCAGGCUCUAAACAAGACGCCGUGGCCGAGCAGAAAAUGGCAGCUCUUCGUGAGUCAGCCGAGCAAGCCUCGAGUCUGGCCAGGCGCAAUCAGGAAGCUGCGGAUAACGCAGCACAGAAGCUUCGCAAUGCAGAAGAACGAAUUGCGGGGCUGGAGGCAUAUCAAGAACAGUCCAGUCGCGAGGCCCUCCAAAUCCGGCGACAAUUACAGACGGCUUUGCGGGAUGCGCAAAACUAUCAGGCCGAGAUUCGUGAAUUACGAUCGAACCUCGAAAUGCAUCAACGCGAUGCCAGUGCACUCGCAGUUCAACACAGUGCGCUCAAAGAUCUAUUGGGUGAACGCGGCAUGAAUGUCUCCGAUGUGAGGCGGUCGCCGAUAUUUGAUCACUCUCCUAGCUCUCGGUUCGGCACUCCGGAGCAAGCUCGUCUCCGAGAACUCGAUCAGCAGUUACAAGCAAGUAUCAAAGCCCACGAAGAGACUAAGAGUCAAUUCGAGGCUCGUAUGCAAGAAGCUGACAGUACCUACAAGGAGAAGUUGGAGCAACUUGAAAACGAUUAUCAAUCUGCUGUACACUACGUCAAGGGCACUGAGAAGAUGUUGAAGAAAAUGAAGGAGGAGCUUACCAAAUACAAGUCUCAGAACGCCCAGCUGACGGGCGAGUUGGAGACUGCUCGAAGCACGAGUGCGGCUUCUGGAACCGCCGCGGACACCUCGGGCUGGGACGACGAACGGAAGCAACUCCAAUCUUCAAUUGAAGAGAUGAAGGCUCAGACGAACAAUCAAAUUGCUCAACUGGAGUCGAACAUUACAUCGUUGAAGUCAGAUCUUGCAUCUAUCCGGGCAGAAAGGGAUCAGCAGAAGGCUAGCUAUGACGAGCUCACACAAACCGCGCAGAGACUGGGCACAGAACUGGAGCAGCUGAAAUCGGAAAAUUCCAUGCUCGAAAAGCAGGCUGAAGAGGCGCAAAGCCGGGUAACAAUGCUCCUUGAUCAAGUGGGUCAGUCUGUAGGAAACUACCGACGGCAGUCACAAUUACAGCCACUGGCUCCUGGUGCCACCGGGGUUGGGCACAACCGAGAGGAAAGCACCUCGACGCUGACAGAUGUCUCGGUCAAUGAUGACGCUUUGUCCCGGGACGAACGAGGGUCUAUUGCUUUGGACAACUUGGCUUCCGAACUAGAGACGCUCCGAUCACAAUGGGAGAGUACGAGCAGGAACAACUAUCGGCUCAGCACGACUUUCGACUCAGAGAGGACACCUACAACAGAGACCCAUGGGACAGAGCUGAGUGAUAAUCUCGCCAACUGGAGGCGGCGACUCGAAGAGGAAGAAAAUGGAACGAGAGAAACAUCAGCCGUUGCUUGA
Fonsecaea multimorphosa CBS 102226 is the source of this 4458-nucleotide messenger RNA. RefSeq lists its product as uncharacterized. Gene Ontology annotation, biological process: regulation of cell shape. Bases 1 to 4458 code for a protein of 1485 amino acids. Gene Ontology annotation, molecular function: protein binding. The record is from RefSeq and is a predicted model, not a curated record. Lineage: Eukaryota; Fungi; Ascomycota; Eurotiomycetes; Chaetothyriales; Herpotrichiellaceae. The transcript is spliced from 4 exons.